Messenger RNA from Ostreobium quekettii, 1033 nucleotides. Lineage: Eukaryota; Viridiplantae; Chlorophyta; Ulvophyceae; Bryopsidales; Ostreobiaceae. The record is from the annotation of a GenBank genome assembly.
GACCAUCAGCGGCCGCGACGCCAGCGGGCGCAAAUUGAGCAGGGGACGGCCACGGUCCGCGAGCCGGCCCUUCACACCCACCCAGCAGAAGCCUUUCAGAUUCGAGGAGAGGGCACGGGAGAGGCCCCGGACCAUCAUGGGCGUCAAGACGGAACAGGAUGUGCACAUCAAGAGGAUGGAGGCGGAGGCCGCCCGCAGGGGGAGCUUCAGGGCGAACCCCAUUCCGAAAUCCACCAGGGAACCGAGGUUUGAAAACAUCCUCUGGCAGCAGGACUUCCGGCGGCGGACCAACCACGACGCCGCAGUGGAGGUCUUGAACCAAAUGCAGGCGCCCUUUUCGUUCUACGAGCGCGACAAGCUCGCGGCGCAGGAACGCAGCAGGCGGAUGCGAAAAGACCCCAAGCGAUUCCAGGUUCCUUUCAAGGCGAAGGAUGUCCCCAAACACGUCAAAGAGGGCCCAUAUUUCAGUGGCCGUGGCGCCAAGGGCGACGCACAGCAUCGGAGGCGCAUCCAAAACGACUCCCAGUGUCACGAUGAGCACCUCCCUGAGCAGAGGUGGCCGUUUGUGAGCUCCAGGAGGAAGGUGCACUCCACGCCGCCGCCAGACUUUUCCUUGGAGCCCAGCUUCAAGGUGUCUGACACAAGGGCCAACCGGCUCAGGGCAAGGUCGAUCAGGAAGCUGAGGAGGAGGGGCAAGUAUGCAUCCCAGGAGGAGAGGGAGCUCAUGGAAGCAGAGAAGUUGCGGCGCGAGUCAGAACGUCGGGCCAAGCUUUACGUUCGGAUGCAGCAGGCCAAGGCUCGUAGCCUGGGCCUCACACCCGCGCCGCCUACCGCAACAGAGAAACACACUCUCCAACAGCCUGAACCAGACAUCAGCAGCAGGGAACCCAAGAGGGACCUUGAGAAUCGCAAGGACACGCCCGCACAGCACAUAAAGGCAAGGCACAAGCAGGUGGAGCAGCAGGCGAGGGAGAUUGUAGAGGAGGUGCUUCUCGAACAGGGGCUGGAUGUUUACAAGUACAUGGAACAGUGA